Molecule: messenger RNA, 411 nt
Organism: Ilex paraguariensis (yerba mate)
Lineage: Eukaryota; Viridiplantae; Streptophyta; Magnoliopsida; Aquifoliales; Aquifoliaceae
Source: the annotation of a GenBank genome assembly
AUGGCAGCAUCAAUGGCGGUGAUGAUGAAACCAAUGGCAGGAGCAUUCUUCGUCCUCCUCGACAAAACCGACGUCUGUCUCUACAUCAGCACAGCCAUUAUUGGUGUCUGUACCGGAGCAAUUACCUCCAUCUCCGUCUCCACAACCACAGAGCUGUUUGGGACAGAGAACUUUGGUGUAAAUCACAACGUUUUGGUCACAAAUAUCCCAAUAGGUUCAUUUCUAUUUAGUGACUUAGCAGCUCUCUUUUACAAGAAAGAAGAUGAUGAUCAUCAUGGUAAUGGAAGAUGCAUGGGGAUGAAAUGUUACCAAAAGAUAUUUGUUAUAUGGGGUUCACUUUGUCUUCUUGGGAUUUUGCCAGCUUUAAUCCUCCAUGCACGAACCAGAAAGCUCUACUCGCAAAGAUCAUAG